Molecule: messenger RNA, 13273 nt
Organism: Panicum virgatum (switchgrass)
Lineage: Eukaryota; Viridiplantae; Streptophyta; Magnoliopsida; Poales; Poaceae
Product: NADH dehydrogenase [ubiquinone] iron-sulfur protein 2
Exons: 3
Coding region: 345-1304 (319 amino acids)
Biological process (GO): mitochondrial electron transport, NADH to ubiquinone
Molecular function (GO): NAD binding; quinone binding; NADH dehydrogenase (ubiquinone) activity
Source: RefSeq, a predicted model, not a curated record
AGCUAAGCCCCCCUCCUAUUCGAAGCCGGGUGUGGCCUCGCCCUUUUGCUCUUCCUUCGGUUUGGCUCCACGAAGGCGCCGCCUAGACUAGGAGCCCCACUCAUAUUCAAAAGGCGCCCAGCUUUCAAGACGAUGAUAAUAAGUAGUUAGGCUGCCAUUUUUCCAAUAUCAUGGAAUAGCAUGGCCCGGGGCUAAGGUAACUCCAGUGGGAGAGCCGUGUUAUGGGUGACCUUAUUGCACGGUUCAGAGAGCACUUGUGUAUGUGAUGCAAGUGAACGUGUACGAAAAAGCUGUCGUAAAGUUUCGUUGUUCGUUCCGUCGUUGACCCUAUCUAUGUUUCUACGAUGGCCCAAGAACACGCUCAUUCUUCAGCCGUAGAGAGACUUUUGAAUUGUGAGGUACCAUUACGAGCUCAAUAUAUACGAGUGUUAUUCUGUGAAAUAACUCGAAUUUCAAAUCAUUCACUUGCUUCAACUACUCAUGCUAUGGAUGUGGGAGCAUCAACUCCGUUCCUUUGGGCUUUUGAGGAGCGGGAGAAAUUGUUGGAAUUCUAUGAAAGAGUCCCGGGAGCCAGGAUGCAUGCCAGUUUCAUACGACCUGGUGGAGUGGCACAAGAUCUGCCUCUUGGCUUAUGUCGAGAUAUUGAUUCCUCCACACAACAAUUUGCUUCUCGUAUCGACGAAUUAGAAGAGAUGUCAACCGGCAACCGUAUCUGGAAACAACGAUUAGUGGAUAUUGGUACUGUCACUGCACAGCAAGCAAAGGAUUGGGGAUUCAGUGGUGUAAUGUUAAGAGGUCCUGGGGUAUGCUGGGAUUCGCGAAGAGCAGCACCUUACGAUGUUCAUGACCAAUCGGAUCUUGACGUACCAGUAGGUACCAGAGGAGAUCGCUAUGAUCGUUACUGUAUUCGUAUCGAAGAGAUGCGACAAAGUGUUCGGAUCAUUGUGCAAUGUCCUAAUCAAAUGCCUAGUGGCAUGAUCAAAGCCGAUGAUCGUAAGCUAUGUCCUCCAUCACGAUCUCGAAUGAAACUAUCCAUGGAAUCCUCAAUUCACCAUUUCGAACUUUAUACAGAAGGUUUUUCCGUACCAGCUCCUUCUACCUAUACCGCAGUUGAAGCACCUAAAGGUGAAUUUGGUGUCUUUCUUGUCAGUAAUGGGAGUAAUCGUCCCUACCGUUGUAAAAUAAGAGCACCUGGCUUUGCCCAUUCACAAGGACUCGAUUCUAUGUCCAAACAUCACAUGCCAGCAGAUGUAGUCACCAUCAUAGGUACUCAAGAUAUUGUGUUUGGAGAGGUAGAUAGAUAGGACGUAGUCUUGCUCGAUCAGGACCCUUGCUUUAUUGCGAGCCAAAACAGCUGCGCUAUUCACUUCUACAUAUAAAAAGAAAAAAAUGUGAAAAUGUAGUUACAGAUGUGAAAAAAGUCAAUAUCUCUCUGUCUUUUCUCUGGAUCAUUCAUUGGAUGAUGUGCGUUUCAUCAAGUAUGAACUUCUUUCUUUUUUUUCUAUGCAAUUUCAGUACCGGAUCGACAUCCAUUUAUUUCAGUGCCCUCAUCCGCGUGUAUGUCUGUGUUAGAUAGGCUCUGGAAGGCCUUACUUUACUAACAGGUAGGGCGCGUUACUUUUAUUCUUUUUUUGCUGCUUACCCGCAUGUUUAGAUUAUUUACUUGCCCUUUCACUUUUUCUUCGGCUGUCACCAACUUUGUUCAAUGCUAGUCCCUAACCCAUGAAUAAGGGCUCCGCUGGCUACCGGGUUCAGAGAAGUUUGUAAGCUCUUUCUCUUUUUUUGUUUUUCGCCACCUCCUGUGUCUUUCCGUUUAAGGUCUUUAAUUCGGCAUUAGCUUCGUUAGAGAAAGCCAUGCGUGAACUACAAAGCACGGGAUCCUGAACACCACGAAAGAAAGCGUACUACUUUUCAAUAAGGUCCGACUUACUUUUCAGAGAGGAGAGACAUGAACUUGUUUUAGGCGUAGAAAAGGCAUACGGUAUGAAAGAUUGAUUGAAAAGAGGUAGGGACUGGUCUCGCUGCUAAGGGAGAAGGAGACCUCUGUCGGAGCAAGCUAAAGAACCCACUUUAGAUCGUCGAUUUCAGGUAAGGCACUCGAUCAAGCCUAUACAUCCGGGAAUUUCGCUCCAAACCAAAGACGACUUGCUUUGCUGCAUUUCUUGGGCCGGGGCUUUACUUUCUUUUUUUUUGCGAAAGAAAGGCCAUAUGAUCUACUUUCUGGUGCCGGUCCCUUCACAAGCCCCUUCUUGCUCUUAUUCUUAUUCGGUGGAAUACAAGAGUUCUGAAGCUCCUUUCUUUCAAGUGAAAGUUGCCUAUCUUUCUUGGUUCGGAAUCCAAUCCAGUUGAAAACAAACAAUUGCCCGAUGGAAAAGUCAGAUGAAAGGCAAGGAGUGUAAACCACGUACGAGCGAGCGCAGAAAGCGAAAUGUUUUGCAGCGAGUCAAGCGUAAUACGAUCAAAAGGAAAUGGGGUCGAUGCCUCGUUCCCCAGAGGGGGCCCCGGGUUGAAAGAGCGAGCUACAUUCUUUCUUAGAAGAAAGAAAGAAAGAGGACUGAUGCUUUCUUACUUCAUCUUAAUAUAGGGAUGCUUUAUGUAGCUUCCAAUAAAUAGGAAACAAGAUGACCCAUGGGGCACUCAGUGACGUAUCUAAACCGUCUAUCCAGUACUGGCUUUUCACACUCGGGAAUAGAAACUGUCGGCACUUGAAGAUGAACGAAGCGAAAUUACCCCCCCCAAAAAGCCCUUAUACUCACCUUGGUGGGGACUGACUGCUCUCCCCUACGAAAGUAGCAUCGCGAUGCAGAGAUCAACAACACAUAUUCGCAUACCAUGCUUAUCUAUUGAUGUCGCAGAUCAGCGGCAACUCCCAUACUAAGUAUGAUGUCGCAUAUCGGUUGUCUAACUACAAGGGUGGAACCUUUUCUUUUUAACUAGUCUUAAAGUGGAUGUCGCAGCCUUGAGUUCUUUUUAUUGAAUUCACGAGAUUGAAAAUUAGGAUUGAAUGAAUAACCUGGAGAUAUAUUCCUUUUCUCAAAUAGUUCUUUAAGGGGCCUCUCUCUAUCCUUGGCUUAUUCAAUAGAGCUUUCCUUCUUUUCAUUAUUCGAUACUGCUGUGAGAUACUACGAGAGCUCGUAGACAAUAUGAGAUAGAGCUGACUAAGAGAAAGAAGUAAGCGGAUCUUGCAGCUGUUUUCAUUCCUUUAUUUAGGUCUUGAACCUAUUAAGUAGAAGAUAAAGCACUGAUCUGAUGGAUCAAAUGCUUUCACUACUCGAUCAAGGAUUUUAUAGAAAGGCUUGGAAAGGUAGGAUUGCUGCCGUGGGUCAUAAAAGGUUAGCUUACUGGCUUGAUGGAAUGAUUUACCGGAUACUCAAUUUCAUUUCUAAUAAAGUAUAGCUUUUACUUGGAUAGAGCGGAAGCAUAAGUAAGCGAGCGGCAUGAACCUAUAAUAUAGGUUGAGGAGAUGCUACGAAAGUAGCCACUGCUCCAUAUAAAUAUAGGGAUGAGAAGUUUAUAGUCAUAAAUAACCUUAUGACACUACUCAUGAUAAGUUGUUGUGCUUCAACCCUCAUCACCUUAUAGACGGAAAAGAGAUGUUUCCAAUUAAACCAUAGAUGUCCACUUCAUACUUUUAGUAUUAGAUUUCGGCUUGCUUGGGUUCAUUCAAGGCAUCUUCAUUUCAUAUCUAUUAAAGAAAUCAAUCACGCAUCCUAAUUGGUGAGCUUAUGCCCGCCCUAGUUCCUUCCCCGCUCUUAGUUUGCUUUACAGGAACCUUUUUUGCGAGGAGGGUUCCAAUGAAUCCGAGGAAAAAAAGCACAUUAUGGCCAGUGAUCUUUAGCUGGUCGUGACCAAGAAUAGGCAUCUGUUUUUUAGACAUAGAUCAGGGCUACCAAAGCUAGCUACUAAGUAAUGCAAGAAAUAGGUUUACCGGUAUAUGUGUUUGAAUAGGAAUAAGCAUGUGGUUGUGUGAUAAGUCAGUCAAGAUAGGCUCAGCUCACGGGUAAGCAACUAGGUAGAAGUAGUAAGCUUUUAGGUGUUUUAGUUGUUUCAUAGGAAAGCAAGGAAGAGUUUCAAAAAAGGGUGUAUUGAUAAUCAAGAUAAGCAGUGGAUAGUCUAGGGUAAGAAAAUAUCAUGUUCGAAGAUUUCACUCCCACCUGGACUUUCUUUUUGAUGGCUCUUCUUUGUACCAGUUGAAUCAAUUACCCAACUAAUUUCAUUCAAAGACGCUAUGAACCACUGCUUACUCGAGUGCUUGAGAUAUUCAUUCGGUUUAAGGCACCUUCAUCGUUGGAAGGAAAAAACCCUUCUCCCCGGGCUGAUCAUUCCCUCUAACAAGCUAAACAAGAGUCCUGGAGCGAUAGAGGAAAAUCCAAGGUGCAAAUGACAUAAUAUGUGAAAAGUUCUAUUGAGGAAAAAAGAAAAAAAGAAGGAACUUUAGAAGCGAAAGUUGGCUAUUCUCCUAAAGGAAUAUUGUAACGGGCAUCUAGGUAAUAUAGAAGGCCGACCCAGUCGAAUCCCUUUGUACUUAUCCCUUUCCAAUUCCUUUUAAUAAAUUCAUUCCUGUUUUUUAUUGGACCCAGUUUUAUUCUCUUCGAUUGAUUGUAUCUCAAAACACACACUGCUUAAAUACCUUCUCUUUCUAUUUCAAAGAGAAAGGAUUUCCAGUCACAGACUGACAAAUUUAGGACAAAUUGGAACCAUUAACUAUAUUAUUUGUUAUUAUUUGUUAGUAGUGAACGGUUCUAAUUCUAAAAUGGGUAUUGUAUCCCCAAUAGUGUUUCCUUAAUGGCAUAACAAAAUCAAAUUGAUUUACGGCUAAUCAGUAUCAAUUAUAAAAAAUAGAAAAUGAUUUCUCAAUUAUCAAUUUCAAAUAGAUAUGUAAACCCCAGAACAGAAAUUGUUACACGGAUACCGAGUUGGUCUCUCUCUUAUGUACAUAUCCCUAUAGAGAAUCGUGCUUUCAUUUUUCAUUGCAUUGAAUAUAAAGAAAAAAAUAGAGAAUUAUGAUAUUGAUAUAGUGUGACCUGACCCCUGUUGGUCCAAGUGAAAUUCAGUCUAGGGUUCUUAAAGAUAUUCUCCAUUUUUUCCCUUUCCCUACAAAAAGUAUAGUCUGAAGGCUAGCACGCACCAUUCCUCGCUUAUGAUAAUCUAAGGCCAAAAAGAAAGAAGGCGAACACCAUAAUAAUACAUGCCCUUUUUCCUCAAUCGUCAAGGUCGUGGAUUUGGAUCGAUUUCGGUUUUACGGGCUUCAUACAUUGUGAAGAAAAGUACUCGGCAUUGGAAAGCAUCACGUUCUGGCCACACACAAAAGAAGUCGGUGGAAGGUAUGGAAUUUCUCGGCUGAAGGUCAGAAAGAAAGUAAUCGCUAGUGCUCUCGGUUCCAGCAACGAGUCUUCUCUCUGAGAAUUAAGGAAAACAAACUAACCUUGUCUGUCUAUGUUCACCUUGACAUGAAAGACUCUUUUCCUAACCUUACUGUUCUACCUGGCUAGUUCACUUCACUUUUCGAGGGAUCCUGGAUUGGAGUUCACUUGUCUAUGAGUGUCCGAACAGCUUCAGAUCCUUCCAAGGCACAGGGGUUCUCUCUCCAUUCACUUUGAGCUGGGUUUCUUGUGAUCUUUGUAGUAGUUUUUCCGUCCCAUUUUUUCGUAAAUUCUGUCUUACACAGCUGUCCCCAAGGAUGUCCAUUCCAUUCGGCAGGGACUCCAUCUCGCAUUCGAUCUCCCUCCUUUCCCUGAAAGAGUCGAGGUCUCUCUGGACUUCUCUUUUGCCUCUCUCCCAGAUUCAGAAAAAGGGAGGAAGAGGGCCGGGAGUGAUUCCCCGAAAAGAGAUCGUUCCCAGCAUCCUCGAGUUCGUAGUCAAACUCACCUUCAUCCACCUUUCAUGGACUGGCGCGGGCAAGCGCCGAUGUCUGGAGCAGGAGAUGGAAGCUUGGGUUGAGGAGGCUGUCAACGAGUCAUCAAAGGCGAUAGAUUGGUUAUAUUCGGAUUCGUUUGCUUUUUCUUUUUUUUUUGUUGUGAGAGGUCUGAGUCCACAGCUGGGGAAGAGUCGUCAGAUGACAAUUGAAGUAGGGGUCUGCCUCUUUCAAAGGGAAGCAAGAGUCUCAUAGGGAAGGAGAUCCUGCACAGACCAAUCCCAAUCUGGAAGAGAGUCUUGUUGUCAAUGAAAGCAAUGAGACUAUGUCACAUAUCUGCCUAUCUCGUGUUGUGAGCUAUAAAGUACCCACCAGGGGGUGGACCAAGAAAGAGGCAGGCGAUUGGGUCCUUCCCAUCCUCUAUGAUGUCAGUCUCUUUGUCAUUCUUUCACCCUUGCUGAGUAGCGAAGUGAGCAUACUCAAGAUCCAAUUCAUCAAUCAUUUGAGUUGGUACGAACAUAGGAAUCCAGACUCCGCUUGAUUCGAUCUUCAGUUUCGACCUUCAUCAGUCAGGAAAAAGAAGAAGGACCCACUUAUUCCACUCAGAGAGACCGAACCAGGCAACAAAAAGGCUGAAGGAAGUUCUCUUUCCAUUCCAACUAAACUAAGUGAAAAAAGGGGGAGAGCAAAACAGAAACACAGGAACAAAGAAACUAUGUCCAAACCAACGAGUCCUUUGGUCGACUCUAAAGAAUGUAUCGGGAGUUGGGAGUUAGCCGUCUCGUAGGAGUGAUAGCUGGGUUUUUCACGGAGUUUCUUCGUACGAUUGAAAAAAGAGUGCUCUAGGUCGGAGAAAACAAGAAGAAGAUUGUUCACCAGUCUGUCUCCCAACCUCUUUAAAGCAGCUACCUACCGUGAUAUGGUCUUGGGACAGCAUUGGCACCUCCGUUUGCUGGAUCUUCUAGGCACUCUAAAGCGCUUCCACGAGAGACAGAUGGACUUUGAGUUAUAGACGGAGAAGAGCCUUUAGAGGAUCAAGAGUGAUUCCUCAAUAAAACAAAUGGGAUUUUGAGGGAGGGCUGAACGUGAUGUACUGAAGGGUUCGCUUUCGCUGAUCGGCGCCAGUCUUUCCUGCUGUGAAUUUCCCAGGUCGAGAGUGGCCCUUUCCUUCUACCUUACUGAACCCAUUCACCAAUGAUUGGAUCACUCAAAGCCAAAGACCAAUUCCUUCCUUUUAGGUGGUCUAGGUGGCUGGGAUACUAUGCCCUUAUUUUUAGAGGCUCAAAGACGAGUUCUUUGAAGGAAGCAAAAGAACCCAUGUGUCUCGGAUGAAGUCUACCCUCUUUUUUUUGCCAGGAAGAAGAAUGAGAUCCAACUCAAAGUCAAGGAAAGCGGCCUAGACCACUGACUUUUGAUGGAAGGCUUCUGAACAUGGAUUGGUCUGAUAAAGCCAAUUUUUCGGCGAAUCAAAUAUUUUCUGAGAGCACUAGACCUUCUCUCUUUCAGGAUUGAUUCCCACUCACUGCCUGAUAGCAGGCUUGGCCCAUGAGACCUAUUGUCUUAUUGUCCUGGCUCACUUCACUACUUUGGAGGAUGGGUUUUUCCCCUUUUUGGUUCGCAAACGCUCUAACCCAUCGAGAAGCUCCAUCCAAAUUGGAGUUGAUGUGAGCACUUCCCCAGAGGCAGAAGCUGAGUCUACAAAAGGGUGGGAGCAUAAAAUGUAGGUAAGUCAAUUGCGUGUGGCCUUCAAGUAUUUCGUAUUGUAACAAUAUUCAAUCGGCAUCCAAACAAAGGUGCAUGUACGGUUCCUAAGGGAUACAAUUUUGUCCUAAUCAACCAACUUCAUCGAGAAAGAUUAAAUAAGUUGAUAGCGCGAUCUCGUACUAACACAUACUCUCUAAAUAUUGAAGAACUUGCAUGCGGCCUUCAAGCCACAACCGCGGUAUGAGUUCUGAUCUCAGACUUUGGGGGCUGCUUGCCCCUUCGCGUCGACAAGGAAACUGUGGACGACAAUGGGUUUAGAAUUAGAAUAGAACGAGGACCCUAUCGAACAAAUAGAGGAAAGGGCGGAAAGGGGCAAAAGUAAAGUCUAAGCGACAUAUGGCACGAAAAGGAAAUCCAAUUUCGGUAAGACUUGAUCUGAAUCGUAGUUCAGAUCCAAGUCGGUUCAGUGAGGGCGACCGCGAAAGUCACCGAAUGGGUUCGGUCCGUCUUUUCCUGAUCUUUGUUUGUCCCCUCAAAAAAAGGCGUGAGAGGACGUUGCAGAUGUCCGGGACGGACACGACUUCUUCUAACGCUAGAAGACCACAGGAAGAAACCCGGGACCAGAGCAUGUCGUGAAAGACGCACACGGGGCGGGCGUGCUUCGACCGUGUCUCCGGGGCACAGUUGAAUGUAGAUAUCAUGAACGCGAGGAUAAGGAUACCAGGCCGAGAAACCCGGGCAAGUACUCCCCUAAUGUGCCGAUCGCUAGCGCAUCCAGGGCCCCGGCGCCCAGCUCCGCUGGAGAGGCCGUCACUGAUCUGAAAAGUGCGUCCGCGGUUCGGAUAGACUGAUUCUGCGAACGCCUAGCCCCAGGAAUCAAUAAAAAAACAAGUGCAAAGUUUCAUUUCAGAUCAGUGAAUAAACCGAAAAAAGAGACCUUUCUCGCUCGGCGCCGCACUAUGCUCCGCUUCAACAAAUGAGAGUUUUCGGUGGAACCGGUGAACCACGCGAGCUGGUUAGAUGCGUGGGGCAGAGGGCUCGUAGUACCUGAUAGCGCUGCUAUGCAGUGGAAGGGAAGGAGCCUAAAUCGACCCCCUUCUUUCUUUUUUAUUCAAAGACAUAAAAGCACAGUACAAAGAGAUUGGACUCUCGGAUGAGACUAAGCAGCUACCGUUCCGACGCGCCCCUGACCCUAUCUUGAUUAAAACCGAAAACCCUCUCUAAGGUGGAGCCUAGUUGAAGCUGUCAUUCAAAGAAAAAAUGGGAAUCAAAAUCCACUUUUAGGGAUAUAGAUGAAGUCUCGCUCAGUAAAGAGAGUUGUAGAUUCGUAGAAGAGGAUCAGAGUACGCGCGCUACAAAAGGCAGCUAGCCAAUGAAAGUAAGUGGAAAGAAUAUAGUACUUUUGUACUGACCCCUCCGGGGCCCCCGGUUGUUUUGGCGCGCCCUACCCCAACGUUAGACUAUUGCCUUUUUAGCCUACGCUUGCUGCUUGCAGCAUGGAUUCGAUAGAUCUAUCGAAUCCAUGCUUCCCCCGCCCCGAAGCGAGACUCUAUCCAGAUCUCAAAGAAUAACGAGCUAGGCGGCCGGCGGGCAAAGAAAGGGGGCGGGCCGGCCGGUCGGGGCCUUGGCGAUACGUUCUUCUUUCGAAGCGUUUUGCCAAUAGAGCGAGGGCGUCCUUCUGGGGUGGGGCGUUUACUUGAAAAUGACAACCGCCUGUUCCAGCAGCGGGGGCCUUGCACGAAAGCAAACCGCCCGAUUAAGUAGCAGUUGCUUCGCUGAUGGGCCCAGUGAGGGGGGCAUUGUCCCUCAGUUCUUACCAACCUCAGCUGUCCAUUUCUUAUUCAUUCAGGGCGCCCCUAGUGGACUUGGCGGUGCUCCUUUCUCAAACCAGAACAACUCUGAACGUUAGGGAAAAUAAGGGAAGACCACCUGAGCGAACCGACCGAAGGGACUUUAUUACUUAUCCGAACCGAACGUUAGCGGCUUAAGCUAAGCCUAUCACGAGCAGCGUUGCUGCUUGAUCGGCGGGGAGGAAGAUCUCAAAGUAUGGGGCAAAGGAUCAAGCGCUUUUACUUUGCUUUGUCCCCCGGGAUCCACCACAGGUUGGGUUUGAGAGCCGUGUGAUGGGUGACUAUCUAGCACGGUUCAGAGAGCACGUGUAUGUAGUCUGCGCGCUGGUGAAUGGAAGCCCCCGCCGCAAAAAAGAAGCGGCUUUUCCCACGGCUCUGUCACCAUUGACUCUAUUUAUUAUUAUGGUAAAUCAUUGUAUCAAGAUGUCAAUCUUAGAUCUUAUUUCAGUUCGAUACGUCCACCUACGAGACUCACCUUUGGCUUUCGUCUCGGUAGGUGUAUUAUUCUACAUUUUCCCAAAAGGACAUUCAUUCAUUUCUUUCUUCCCCGUCGACCACUACGACUAAAACGACGCGACAAAUCAAGACCCGGAAAGGAUAAGGGACGGUGGUGGGCAUUUGGGAAAGUCGGGCCGAUCGGGUGUCUUCAUUCAAGCGAGGGUACAGAGGAAGAACGAAACGAAGUGAGAGGCCGGGGGGCAGGGAAAAGAGUCGAGUCGAUCGACCGGGAGAAGCAAAACGAAAUCAGGAUUUGGCCGAAAAAGAUGCAACGUUAUGGAUACCAUGACCGAUCACCAUCGAGAAAGAAGAAUUUUUCUAAAUCACUUCGGGUGAGCGGGGCCUUCAAGCAUCCGAAAUACGCCGGGGUUGUAAAUGACAUAGCCUUCCUGAUAGAAAAUGACGACUCCUUCAGAAAAACAAAGUUAUUCAAGUUCUUUUUACCUAAGAAGUCCCGCUCUGACGGCCCGACGAGUCAUCUACUAAAAAGGACCCUCCCCGCUGUGCGCCCCUCCUUGAAUUAUUCGGUCAUGCAAUACUUUUUUAAUACAAAGAACAAAAUGCAUUUCGACCCCGUCGUAGUUCUCAAUCAUUUCGUGGCACCGGGUGUGGCUGAACCAUCUACGAUGGGGGGAGCGAAGGGAGGAAGCUUAGAUAAGAGAAUACGCUCUCGCAUCGCUUUUUUUGUAGAAAGCUCGACCAGCGAGAAAAAGUGUUUGGCCCGAGCCAAAAAGAGGUUGAUCCACUUCAUUCGCCAAGCGAAUGAUCUUCGCUUCGCGGGAACAACAAAAACCACCAUCUCGCUCUUUCCUUUCUUCGGUGCUACCUUUUUUUUUCCAAGGGAUGGGGUUGGGGUGUAUAAUAACCCAUUUUUUGAGUAUGCCCGGGAACAACUCCUAGGUCAAUUAAGGAUCAAAUGUAGGAACCUCAUGGGUAAGGAUAAGGUAAUGGAAUUGAUAGAGAAAUUCAUAGACCUAGGUAGGAUAGGCAAAUUGAUAAAGGGAAUAGAGAUGAUGAUAGAGAUCAUACUGAGAAAGAGGAUAAUUCCGUACGGGUACAACUCUUAUUUGAACGAAGUGCAAAAAAUGCGAUCUUUUUUGUCUAAUAGAACAAACACUAAUACCUUAAUUGAGUCGGUAAAGAUCAAAUCAGUUUAUCAAAGUGCUUCUCUGAUUGCUCAAGACAUCUCUUUUCAACUGAGGAACAAUCCAAUCUCAUUUCGUUCCAUUUUUAGUCAAAUAGUGAAGGAUAUUCCUUUAAUAAUGCCAAAAGGGGUGGAGGGGAUACGUAUUUGUUGUUCUGGUCGAUUAGGGGGUGCGGAAAUAGCUAGAACUGAAUGCGGAAAGUAUGGAAAAACAUCUUGUAAUGUAUUUAACCAGAAAAUCGAUUAUGCUCCUGCGGAAGUAUCUACUCGUAACGGAAUUUCAGGUGUCAAAGUGCGGAUCUCAUAUAGUCAAAAUAAGAGGGGACGUGCUAUAUCCGAAACGUACGAAAUAUAGUAAAUAUAGUAAAUGCAGAUGUAGUAGGGGUCGCGAACCGGAUGGUACACAACUUGGUUUUGGAAGAUAUGGCACCAAAAGUAGUAGAGCUGGUCGUCUUUCAUAUCGAGCCAUUGAAGCAGCGCGUCGGGCUACAAUCGGACAAUUCCAUCGUGCUAUGAGCGGACAAUUCCGAAGAAAUUGUAAGAUAUGGGUAAGAGUUCUCGCAGAUCUUCCUAUUACGGGGAAACCCGCAGAAGUUCGAAUGGGAAGAGGAAAAGGAAAUCCUACGGGUUGGAUUGCUCGUGUGUCCACGGGACAAAUCCCAUUUGAAAUGGAUGGUGUGAGUUUGUCAAAUGCUCGACAAGCCGCUAGAUUAGCGGCGCAUAAACCAUGUUCGUCAACCAAGUUUGUUCAGUGGUCGUAACGUAAUUGGUUAGUGGGGAAAAACCGGGCCGGGACUCAAAAGAAUUUUACGAAGUGUUUGUUCCUGAACGAGGGAAGUGGAAAGACAAAGAGGGAUAGGGAGCUCGCCUCCUUCUUUUUUGUAAUCGCCGAAAUUCAAAUUGUACGACGACCCUUCUUGUUCCAGGCAUACGACCCUGAGACGUGACGGUGUCACUUUUCCGGCCCGGUAAAGUGACAGUUAUAUAAAUAAGAAUAAGAAAGAGAAGCGUGAUGUUGUCGUGUUGUCAGCAAUCAAAUUAUCGUAAAUAGAUAGUACGGUUGCGUUGUUUCAAUUUGUGUUCGUCGGUCCUUGGGUUACGAAGGUGUGGGCCCGCUUACUAAUACGGAGAGGGUUCCGCAUGAAAAAGACAAUCUUGAACUUCUUCGUUUCGUUGGUAGAACCCACGCCAACUCUUUUCUCUAAAAAAUAGAGAGAUCUUUUGAUAGUCUCACUUCUAUCAAUGCAAUGAAAGAACUAUCCCUUCCUAUUUGUUUGUCCUAAUGAGACAAAGAAGAGCCUCCUUCUUUACCACUUUAGGGGAUGGGGGUGAAGGGGGGUUUACAUACAACCGGGACAAAGUGGUUUAUGAUUGAAUCUCAGAGGCAUUCUUAUCAUUUGGUAGAUCCAAGUCCAUGGCCUAUUUCGGGUUCACUCGGAGCUUUGGCAACCACUGUAGGAGGUGUGAUGUACAUGCACUCAUUUCAAGGGGGUGCAACACUUCUCAGUUUGGGCCUAAUAUUUCUCCUUUAUACCAUGUUCGUAUGGUGGCGGGAUGUUCUACGUGAAUCCACGUUGGAAGGGCAUCAUACAAAAGCUGUACAAUUAGGACCUCGAUAUGGUUCUAUUCUCUUCAUAGUCUCGGAGGUUAUGUUCCUUUUUGCUUUUUUUUGGGCUUCUUCUCAUUCUUCUUUGGCACCUACGGUAGAGAUCGGAGGUAUUUGGCCCCCAAAAGGGAUUGGGGUCUUAGAUCCUUGGGAAAUCCCUCUUCUUAAUACCCCUAUUCUCCCUUCAUCCGGAGCAGCCGUAACUUGGGCUCAUCAUGCUAUACUCGCGGGGAAGGAAAAACGAGCAGUUUACGCUUUAGUAGCAACCGUUUCACUGGCUCUAGUAUCCACUGGCUUUCAAGGAAUGGAAUAUUACCAAGCACCCUCCACUAUUUCGGAUAGUAUUUAUGGUUCUACCUUUUUCUUAGCAACUGGCUUUCAUGGUUUUCAUGUGAUUAUAGGUACUCUUUUCUUGAUCGUAUGUGGUAUUCGCCAAUAUCUUGGUCAUCUGACCAAGAAGCAUCACGUUGGCUUUGAAGCAGCAGCAUGGUACUGGCAUUUUGUAGACGUGGUUCGGUUAUUCCCAUUUGUCUCUAUCUAUUGGUGGGGAGGUAUAUGAAAGAAGGGAACGAAUAAGUGGAUUGAGGAAUGAAAGCUCGAAGACAAAGAGAACUGGG